GUGGGGCCGUGCACGAAGGAUCCCGCCAGUCGUCAGCUGAACAGGUCGCAGUGUGGGCAGCGGUCAAUAGCAGCUGAACAGGUCGCAGUGUGGGGCAACGGUCAAUAGCAGCUGAACAGGUCGCAGUGUGGGCAGCGGCCGAGAACAGCUGAAGAGGUCGCAGAGAGGGCAGAAGAGAGCGCAGCUGCAUCUAACUUUGAUACCAUAACAGGAACCAAUAAAACAAGACUUACAGGACACGCAGAGACGGGUAAGCACCAUGUGCGAUGAUGAGAUCUGUGGGCUGGUUGUGGACAAUGGCUCCGGCAUGGUCAAGGCCGGCUUCGCCGGUGACGACGCUCCCCGCGCCGUCUUCCCCUCCAUCGUCGGCCGUCCUCGUCACCAGGGUGUGAUGGUCGGUAUGGGUCAGAAGGACGCCUACGUCGGUGAUGAGGCCCAGAGCAAGAGAGGUAUCCUGACUCUCAAGUACCCUGUUGAACACGGCAUCAUCACCAACUGGGACGACAUGGAGAAGAUCUGGCAUCAUACAUUCUAUAAUGAAUUACGUAUAGCUCCCGAAGAGUGUGCAGUUCUUCUUACUGAAGCCCCACUUAACCCAAAAGUUAAUCGGGAGAAGAUGACUCAAAUUAUGUUUGAAACGUUUGCUGCUCCUUCCAUGUAUGUGGCCAUCCAAGCAGUGUUGUCCUUGUACGCCUCGGGUCGCACCACAGGUAUAGUACUUGACUCUGGCGACGGAGUAUCACACUGUGUCCCAAUCUUUGAGGGUUACUGUCUUCCCCACGCCAUCCUUCGCCUCGACUUGGCCGGCAGAGACCUAACAGAUUACCUUAUGAAAAUUAUGACAGAGCGUGGGUACUCGUUCACUACAAGUGCUGAAAGAGAGAUUGUACGGGACAUUAAGGAAAAAUUAUGUUAUGUUGCUCUAGAAUUUGAGAAUGAAAGAGCUGUAGCCGCCGCGUCUUCCUCUCUGGACAAAUCUUACGAGCUUCCAGACGGACAGGUAGUGACGAUAGGGAACGAGAGGUUUCGCUGUCCAGAGGCUCUUUUCCAGCCUUCGCUUCUGGGAAUGGAAUGUGCUGGCCUUCACGAGACAGUAUACACGUCCAUAAUGAAGUGCGAUGUUGACAUAAGGAGAGAACUGUACGCCAACAAUGUUUUGUCUGGUGGUACCACCAUGUACCCUGGGAUAUCUGACCGCAUGCAGAAGGAAAUCACAGCUCUGGCUCCCCCCACCAUCAAGAUCAAGAUCAUUGCUCCUCCCGAGCGCAAGUACUCCGUCUGGAUCGGUGGCUCCAUCCUGGCCUCUCUGUCCACCUUCCAGACCAUGUGGAUCACCAAGGAGAAUUACGAUGAGUUCGGACCGGCCAUAGUUCACCGCAAGUGCUUUUAGAGUUAACAAGCCAAAUAGUGAUAAUUAAAUGUAUAUUUUUACCAUAAAUAAAUAUUAUAGUAUAAA
Molecule: messenger RNA, 1456 nt
Organism: Procambarus clarkii (red swamp crayfish)
Lineage: Eukaryota; Metazoa; Arthropoda; Malacostraca; Decapoda; Cambaridae
Product: actin-2, muscle-specific
Source: RefSeq, a predicted model, not a curated record